Rhagoletis pomonella (apple maggot) is the source of this 1558-nucleotide messenger RNA. RefSeq names its product homeobox protein 5-like. Gene Ontology annotation, cellular component: nucleus. Gene Ontology annotation, biological process: regulation of transcription by RNA polymerase II. Lineage: Eukaryota; Metazoa; Arthropoda; Insecta; Diptera; Tephritidae. The record is from RefSeq and is a predicted model, not a curated record. Gene Ontology annotation, molecular function: sequence-specific double-stranded DNA binding.
GCAUGCACCGCAAAUCGAUAGAAGCCCAACAAACAUUGAGGGAUGAUUCCGGCGUUAGCGAUCACGAAGACUCCGCCGGUUCGAAAUCCAACGAUGAAUCACGUCGCCUCACCUCUUCCACCGAAUCGUUGAAUGUCGUCUCACCUGCACCGACGCGCGAACGCCAACAAACCUCCUCCAGCGCGACCACACCCACAGCAACUACCGCUUCAUCAUCGUCGCCGCACAUUGACCUGAGCAGCCCCUCGCCGCCGACAACGCAUGCCCGGCAAUUGUCACCUUUGCAACAACAUCAGCGUAGUUUUUAUCAACAGCAAGCAGCGACAUUAAUACCGCCAACCGCUCAACCCUGCUAUCAUCCCCUCUUGGAUGCCGCCAAUGCCAGCGCUGGUGCGGCCACCAGCAAAGAUUUCCACAUGAUUAUGAAUACGGCCGUAGCAGCUGCAGCGGCGGCAGCUGCGGCUAGUGGUGCUGGAGGCAGUGGUGGUAGUGGUGGUGGUGGUGGUGUUGGCGCAGCAGCAGCUGGGUCCGCCAUGGGCGCUGCAAGUGGGCUGCAUCAUCAUGCGCAUGCGGCGGGUGCUGUGGGACCGUAUGCGACGCUUGAACAUGAUCCGGAUACUUUUAGAAACAACUCCAUCGCCUGUCUGCGCGCCAAAGCUCAGGAGCAUCAGGCUCGUCUUCUCAACAGCGGCCUCUUUCUGCAAGUGCGUUCUUUUGCUGGUUUUCAAGCCAGCAAUAAUGUUGCGGCGGCGGCUGCCAGUGUUGCCGCUUCGAAUCGGUCCAAUAAUAUGCUAACCAACAGCAACAACAACCGCAACAGCAAUGAAACCAUAAAAAUUGUUGACGAUUCGGACGGGCAAUGCUCACCCAUUGAUUUUGGCAGCAUUUGCAAUGCGAAUAAUAGCAACAAUAGUGGCAAUAACAACAACAACAGCAAUAUGGAUUUUUGUUUGCCCACUAUGCACCAACAACAACAACAGCAGCUGAAGUUGGAGCGCAUGUCCUGUGAUUUGUAGCAGUGAAUUGCAACCCUGCAGUCUAAACAAUAAUAUGUCCAACUUUCGACGAAGCUUGCAUAUGCAGGGCAGUUUUUACAUAAAAAAAACGAAUUUAUUUAUUCGAAAAUUUUUUAAGCAUAUUUUAGCUUAAUUAUGAAAAAUUAGUUUUUAAAGAAUAUACAUAAAAUGAUAUAAUCAUAGUUUUAAGAGCUAAAGCGUAAAAGUGGAAAAAGAAUGUAUAAAGGUUUGUAAAAAUUAAAUUUUAAAAUCUAGCGGUAAAUUCUUAAGGCACAAAAAUUUAAAAAUCAAAUUUGUACAUAUGUAUGUAUGUAUGUUUGUACAUAUGCAUUUGUAUAAUCACUAUUCCAGAAUUUUUUAUUGUCGGCACAGUUUACCGUUAAAAUAUCAUAGAAAUCUGAGAAAGAAAUAUAAUUCAUUAAAAGCUCAAAAAAUGUUUUUAACCUAAAAUAAGUUAUUUUAGAUGGGGCAAACUUGAAUAAGAAGCUCCUUUCUAAUACACAUAUAUACAUAAAUAUUUGAAACAUUUAAAAAAAAAAACA